AGUAUCCCUCCCGCCCCAGGCUGGUGUCCCCCUGCACCCCGCGUCCCCCACCCCUCUCAGUCACUCUCUUCAUCCUCAUCCCAGCCUCCGCCCCGCCCCGCCCCGGCCCAGCCCGGCCCCGCCGCCAUGGAGCGCUGGUCUUGGCCGUCGGGCGGCGCCUGGCUGCUCGUGGCGGCCCGCGCGCUGCUGCAGCUGCUGCGCGCAGACCUGCGUCUGGGCCGCCCGUUGCUGGCGGCGCUGGCGCUGUUGGCCGCGCUCGACUGGCUGUGCCAGCGCCUGCUGCCCCCGCCGGCCGCACUCGCCGUGCUGGCUGCGGCUGGCUGGAUCACGUUGUCCCGCCUGGCGCGCCCGCCUCGCCUACCGGUGGCCACUCGCGCGGUGCUCAUCACCGGCUGUGACACUGGUUUUGGCAAGGAGACAGCCAAGAAACUGGACGCCAUGGGCUUCACAGUGCUGGCCACUGUAUUGGAUUUGAAUAGCUCUGGUGCCCUAGAGCUACGUGCCUGCUGUUCCCCACGCCUAAAACUGCUACAGAUGGACCUGACGAAGCCAGCAGACAUUAGCCGUGUGCUAGAGUUCACCAAGGCUCAUACCGCCAGCACUGGCCUGUGGGGCCUGGUCAACAAUGCUGGCCUCAAUGAUGUAGUGGCAGAUGUGGAGCUAUCUCCUGUGGCCACGUUCCGCAAUUGCAUGGAGGUGAACUUCUUUGGUGCACUUGAGCUAACCAAGGGCCUCUUGCCGCUUCUGCGCUGCUCAAGGGGUCGAAUUGUGACCAUGGGCAGUCCAGCAGGAGACAUGCCAUAUCCAUGCUUGGCAGCCUAUGGAACUUCCAAGGCAGCCAUAGCUCUGCUUAUGGACACAUUCAGCUGUGAACUGCUUCCCUGGGGGAUCAAGGUCAGUGUCAUCCAGCCUGGAUGCUUCAAGACAGAGUCAGUGACAAAUGUGAAUCACUGGGAGAAGCGGAAGCAACUGCUGCUGGCCAACAUGCCUAGAGAGCUGCUGCAGGCCUAUGGUGAAGACUACAUCGAGCACUUGCAUGGGCAGUUCCUUCAUUCACUUCAAAUGGCACUGCCCGACCUCAGCCCAGUUAUAGAUGCCAUCACUGAUGCCCUGUUGGCAGCUCGGCCACGUCGCCGCUAUUACCCAGGCCGUGGCGUGGGGCUCAUGUAUUUCAUCCACUACUACCUGCCUGAGGGCCUCCGUCGCCGCUUCCUACAGGCCUACUUCAUCAGUCACUGCCUGCCCCGAGCACUGCGGCCUGGCCAGCCAGGCCCUAUCCCUGCCCAGGAUAUAUCCCGGGAAACAAACCCAAACUUAGACCCUUCCCCAAUGGUGGCCCGGUGAGAUAUGUGCACAAAUGGCUUAGCUGCUCCAGUAUGGGAGCCCUUGGCUCUCUCCUGGCCGUUAUGAACCCCAAGUCUGCCCUAGAGCCUCUUAUAAAGAAACCCAAGCCCCUAACUGCCAACGCCUGGUCCAGGCCUAGGAAGCUAAGGUUUCCCAGAGAGCCUUGGUCUCUCCACUGCUUGGUGAGUCCACAUGAACCUUCCAGGAUCAGUGCUUCUCCCUGCAGCAUGGAAAACCCAGCUGGAUGGGAAGGAUAGUACAUGACUUUAGCUGUAACCUUUGACAGGACCCUACGGCAGUGCCUCUGCAAACUAAAGAGUGACUGGGUGGGUUGGGGAACCUCCUCAGGAUUGUUUCUUGGCACCUAUGCCUCAGUGCUGCAAUUCCAGGGUAAAUCCCACUGCCUCUUGACUGGUUCAAGAAUUAGGACCCCCUCACCACCCACCUCCAAGCCACAGGGAAGCUGCAUACCCUACUUGCUACAUUUUAAAUAAAGACAAAUUUUUAUUUCUCCUA
Molecule: messenger RNA, 1860 nt
Organism: Dipodomys ordii (Ord's kangaroo rat)
Lineage: Eukaryota; Metazoa; Chordata; Mammalia; Rodentia; Heteromyidae
Gene: Hsd11b2
Product: hydroxysteroid (11-beta) dehydrogenase 2
Exons: 5
Coding region: 127-1344 (405 amino acids)
Molecular function (GO): oxidoreductase activity
Source: RefSeq, a predicted model, not a curated record